AUGGAUCUUGGUCUAUGCAAUCUAACUUCCUCUCAGCUUCCCUCGCUCAUAAGAUGCUUUCUUAUUAAAAGAAAAGAAACCCAGAGGCCAUGCCCUUCCCAGCUCUUUGAUCAGCCUGUUUACUUCUCCGGCACGGAAUCAAACGACAGUCAUUCAAUGACAUACGACGUCUUCCUGAGUUUCAGAGGCGAGGACACGCGAUUCAACUUUACUGAUCAUCUGCACAGUAAUUUAACUCGAAAGGGAAUUAGAACCUUCAUAGAUGAUGGUCUUAAGAGAGGGGAAGAAAUAUCACCGGCCCUACUCAGAGCGAUCGAAGAGUCGAAGAUUUCCAUCAUCGUGUUCUCCGAAAACUAUGCAUCUUCGAAGUGGUGCUUGGAUGAACUCGUCAAGAUCCUUGAGAGUAAAGAAACAAGGGAGCAAAUAGUUUGGCCUGUUUUUUACAAGGUGAAUCCGUCGGAUGUACGGCAUCAAAGGGGCAGUUUCGGUCAGGCACUUGCUGACUAUGAAUGCGAGUUCAAAGAUGACAUGGAGAAGGUGCAAAGAUGGAGGAGAAGUCUUACGAAAGCAGCCAAUCUGUCCGGAUGGUGUUUCAUCAACGGGCAUGAAUCAAAAUUUAUUGACAACAUCGUUGAAGCGAUUUCAUUACAAGUAUUAAACCAUGCGUAUUUGAAUGUAGCAAAGUACCCAGUUGGAAUAGAGUCUCGUGUGCGCGAGAUAGACAAGCUUUUGGGCGUUGGAGGAAACGGUGUUCGCAUGGUAGGGAUAUGGGGCACUGGUGGAAUAGGUAAGACCACAAUUGCUAAAGCUGUUUAUAAUUCCAACGCCCAUAUGUUUGAAGGUAGCUGUUUUCUAGAUGAUGUUCGAGAAAGAUCAAUGCCGUAUGGAGGCUUAGUCAAACUACAAAGUAUUCUUCUUUCUGAGAUUCUAGGGGUGAAAGAAGUAGAGGUGACCAAUGUUGACAAAGGAAUCAAUAUGAUAAAGAAAAUGUUGAAUGGUAAGAAGCUUUUCUUAGUUCUUGACGAUGUGAAUCAUUUGGACCAAUUAAACAAAUUAGUUGGAGGGUCUGAUUGGUUUGGUUCAGGCAGCAGAAUUGUUCUAACGACAAGAGACAAGCAUUUGCUAAUUGCUCAUCAAGUCAAUCUUAUAUAUGAGGUUGAGAAGUUAAAUCAUCAUGAGUCCUUAAAGCUCUUCACCAGUUGGAAUUCAUUUUCAAGAAAUGGACACUUAAAAGAUGAUUAUGCGAAACUUGCAAACAAUGUAGUAGACUAUGCUGACGGUCUUCCAUUAGCUCUGAUGGUUUUGGGUUCACAUCUAUGUGGUAGAAGUAUUGAUCAAUGGAAAUAUGCAUUAGAUGGUUACAAAAGAGUUCCUAACCGAGAGAUUCAAGAAAUUCUCAAAAUAAGUUAUAAUGCACUAGAAGAUGCGGUGAAGGAAGUUUUCCUUGAUAUUGCAUUUUUCUAUAAAGGUCUAGGCGAGAAUUAUGUGAUACAAAUGCUAGAAGGUUGUGACCUGAACCCUAAGUAUGAUCUUGAAGUACUCGUGGAAAAGGCUCUUAUAAAUAUUACGGAAGAUGGCUGCAUUUGGAUGCAUGACUUGAUACAAGAAAUGGGUAAAGAAGUAGUUCGCCAAGAGUCACCAACUGAGCCCGGAAAACGUAGUAGGUUGUGGUUUCAUGAGGAUGUUUACCAUGUUUUAACAGAAAACACAGGAACGGAUAAGAUCAAAGGUAUUAUGGUGAAGUUGCCUGCUGGGCUUGAGUCAGAUGAGGUAUGUUUGAAUGCUGAAAGCUUCUCAAAGAUGAAAAAUCUUCGACUUUUUAUAAAUCAUAAUGCGCGCUUGUCUGGAGAAGUUGAUUAUCUUCCCAAUGAGUUGAGGCUCCUUAGCUGGCCUGAAUAUCCGUCACAAUCUUUGCCAGCCAAUUUUAAUCCAAAGAAACUUGUUGGUCUUGCUUUGCCUCGCAGCUGCAUUUUACGACUGGAUUUGGAAUUCAAGAGUUUGAAAUUUAUAAAUGUGGAGCACAGCAAAUUCCUAAGAAAAACCCCCGACUUCUCUGGAGUCCCAAACUUGGAGAAGUUGAAUCUAAAGUAUUGUACAAGUUUAGUUGAGCUUCAUCCUUCUGCUGGAUUCCUUCAUAAGCUUGUUAACUUGAGUCUUACGGGAUGCCGUAGUCUUACUCUGUUUCCAAGAAUUGUCAACUUGAAAUCUCUGCUGUUGUUGGAUCUUGAAGGUUGCAUAAGUCUUGAGAAUUUUCCUGAAAUUAAGGGGAAGAUGGAAUCUUUGAAAUACCUGGAUCUAUCAGAGACUUCCAUCAAAGAAUUGCCUUCAUCGUCAAUUCGACAUUUCACUCGUCUCGAGAAUUUGUAUUUAGCCGGAUGUAAAAACCUUACAAAUCUGCCAUGCAGCAUUUAUGAGUUGAAGCACCUAAAGGCAAUUUCUGUCCUUAGAUGCUCAAAAUUGGUUUCAUUUCCUAAAAUGGCGAAGUCUGAAGAUUCAGGGAGUGCAGAAUCACUUGUGACUCUUCAUGGAGGCAAUUUAGCGUUUCCCAAGCUAUCUAAAUUCUCUGUGGGGGGAUCCAAUCUUUUAGACAUUGCCGAUUUCCUUCUGACUCUUGAUUGCAUGACCACAUUAACUAUACUUGAUCUAUCAGGACGCAAUUUCGUUAGUCUUCCUGUAUGCAUUAAUAACUUUGUCAACUUGAUUGAUCUUCGGUUGGUUAGUUGCAAGAGACUUAGAGAAAUUCCAGAUCUUCCACAUGCAUUGCAAAUUUUAGAUGUCAGUGAUUGCUUAUCAUUGGAAAGAGUUUCAAAAUUGUCCAACCUUUUGGAACGUAAAGAGUCUCAAAUGUUCAGGGUAAUGAGAUUGACUAAUUGUUGGAGACUGCGUAACAAUCUGGUUCGAAUUGCAAAGAAGAAAAAUAUGGUCAUAAAUCAAGUCAAUCUCUUCUCUCUCUCUCUUGUCUCUCCCAACUUCUGUCCAGGUUCAAUUUCCGGGAAGGGGAAUUCCGAAGUGGUUCAGUUAUCGUAAGGAUUUGAAGGAUCUUCGCGAAUGUCAAUUCUCUAUUAAAACCCCUCAAAAUUUCAAUUGGGAGAACAAAGGAAUUUCUUUUUGUGCUUUUCUUGAAAAGACCAAAAAUAGGUUACGUCUUGAUAUUAUACCCAGCAUCAGGGAGUUUGCUAUUGAUAUGUACGUCAAUGAAGCAUGCCCUAGUAAUAUUUAUCUAACAGGGAAAGACUCGAGUUUAGUGUGGCUGUCAUAUGUCCCUUUCCAUGAUAUGAUGUCGACAAUGGCACGCACGGAAAGAAAUGUGAAAAGAACAAGGGUGAUGCCGCCUUAUUUGCCUACAAUCCGAGUUCAUUUUGUGCGUAUUAGCAAAGCUGUGAAAAGCUGCGGAGUCCACCUAGUAAUGCCACCAGGAUGAAGACCUCAGUAUAGAGGCAUGGGUAUGUCCAGGAAGAUACCAAUCAAUCAAUCCUCCAAAGGGAAAGGACAGUAGCAUUCAAAUGUGAUUGGGAUGAUAAGGAUUUGCAUCCUUCUUACAAGCUGUCAUUCUCAAGCCCGUGGGUAGAAUUCAGUGAUCUAUAUUUGUGAUUGUUGUGUUAAUUCCACAUGAUUGGUUUCUUAGACUUCAAUUGAGUUUUGAUUGAAUGGUGGAUGUUGGAAUGGUGCAGUCUUGCUGCAUGCAAGAUGAGAUAAGAGGAGAGGAGACUGGUUUGCACCCUUUUGUUUCAGAGUAGAUGAUGUCCACUUGGAUAUACCGUAUAAAGUUAUACUUCCAGAGCACUAUUGUUUACAGAUUAGCAAUUGUGCCACAUGGAACUCCGAGUUUGUGAUCCCUUAGUGUUCUGGUGCUGCUAUUCCUGGUGGCUUACAUGGUCUUGCUUUUCUUUUCGUGCAGCUGCUCCAAUGGUUUCCUGGCUGUCUUUACUUUUUGCUGUUUGGUUUUGUAAAUGAUUUGUUACUGGUGUGGUGAUUCUACUGUCCUUCCUUCAGUUUGGGGUUGCUAGUAUUGCAGUCCCUAUGGGUUGGUCUCCCCUUGGUGCGCCACUGUUUUUGGCUUGUUGCUCUUCACAGUUCCUGUCUUUUGACCUGCUUUUAUGGUUAGUGCAGCCUUGCUGUAUUAUUAAAGUGUGUUGCUGGCUAUAGACUUUGUUCUUCCUGCGGCUGCGUUGUGUUUUUUUUAUAGCAGAACAGAUUGCUGUUUGGCUCAGCCUUAUUUUCUCCUUGGUGUUGCUGCAUUAGUUCUCCUAUUUGUUGUUGGUUAGGGCUUUGCAUGUUGCCUCAUGUUGGGGAGAGAAAGACGGAAAUUAAUGAAGCUGUUGUUCCAGAAGAAAUUGAAACCUCGUCCUUCAUUUGAUGUAGAUACUAGUGGACUUAAAGAAAGGGGGUGCAGUCAUCAACCCCAACAAUGCUGUCCAAGUUCAAGAGUUGUUUUUGCAAGUUUAAGAGGGGCUUUCACAAAUGCAACUACUGCUAAUGAGGCAGUAUAGCUCGGGUCUUGGCCCCCUACCACACAGGCGAGACAAUCCCUAGUGAUUAUUCCUGCCCCCGCAUCACAAACACAAUCCAAGUCGAUAUUUUUCACUGAUUUCUCUGGUAGGAGCAAAGUGCAUUUAUUUAUGGGUUUCCUCAAGUCUUCUUUCGGCUUUGAUUUAACCACUGAUUCUUGUACUUCCAAAAAAACUUUGCGGCUCCAGUUGAUGCUUGUGUUAUGACAGGCAUUGGAUUCACUUGCAGACCUCAAAAUACACUUUCAGAAUGGCCUUCCAGAUAGCCCAACACACACAGGAGAUAAUGAUGACAUUGGUCAGCCUGAUAGGCAAUGAAAUCAUGCAGAGGAAGAAGAAUGAAUCGAAUUUAACUGUCUCAAGGUUUGGUAUUUUGGAAACAACUUUGAGUCUUUUCUUAUUGCUGCGGUGGUGCUUGACAGAAAGGCAUUGGGGGACUUGAGACCAGAACAUGCUUCGACCUGUUAUUAUGGCUAAACCUAAAGGCAAGAAAAAAACAUUUUUGAUGAGCACAAAAGUAAUGUUCAGAAACACCAUACUCAUGCCCUUUUGCUAAUUGCAUGCUUGCUGACGGCUGAUGUUUACUUGUCAGAAUUCAGAAACACCAUGGCUGAGCUUCGAAUUUUCUAGAUGUAAAGGGUCUUCAUUUGGAACCAAACGGUCCAAAUCCCUUGAGACAUUAAAUUUCAAAACACAUCCAUAGCCAUGUCAUCAUCCUUGAUAGUGCUCCCAGCUGGGGUGUUGCAACUUUGUGACUUGCAUAUGAUUGGUUGGAUGAACUUGUCUAAUUGCCGGAGACUCUGUGACAAUCUGGCCGGUGUGGCAAAGAUGAAAAAGAUUGUACUGUGUCUGGUUGUUCUGUCCUCUCUGUUUCUCUCCCAACAAUCUGUGUUUGAUGUUGUGUUUCCAGGAAAUGAGGUUCCAAAGUGGUUCAGCUGUUGUAGGGAUUUGAAGGAGCGUAGUGAAUUUGAAGUUGCUGUUGAAAUCCCUCCCAAUUUCAAAGGGUCAAAAACAGGGUUGGCUCUCUGUGCUGCUGUUGAAAUUAAGCAAAACAGGUCUGGCAAUUGUUGCUUGAUAGCCAGAGUUAACAUGGAUGAAGAAUGCUCUCAUGAACAUGCGGUUUAUUUCGAUUCGAAAGAGAGAAGUCAGCUCACCUGUGGCUGUAUUAUCCCAUUCCAUACAAUGAUAGCCAAGACAAGAAGUGGCUUGCCACCUUAUAAGUUCCAAGUUAGUUUUGAGCUUACCAUCAAAGGUUCAGUCUUUUUGGAAAGCUGCGGAGUCCACCUAGUGAUCAAGGAUGAUUUGCCAGUGCCCAAAACAAAGUUUUUCCAUAGUCAUUGCCUUCAAAUGUAAUGCUGGGCGAGUCCCAUUUGAUUCUCCCUCUCUCUCUCUCCCCCCUUGUUUUUCGUCUUCCUUCUAAUUAAAUUGUAUUUCUUUCUUCUUUUGUUGUUGAAGAAAAGAGUUCCAAUAACAUAUGAUGUUUAUUA
Molecule: messenger RNA, 5995 nt
Organism: Prunus dulcis (almond)
Lineage: Eukaryota; Viridiplantae; Streptophyta; Magnoliopsida; Rosales; Rosaceae
Product: TMV resistance protein N-like
Exons: 7
Coding region: 1-3027 (1008 amino acids)
Biological process (GO): defense response; signal transduction
Molecular function (GO): ADP binding
Source: RefSeq, a predicted model, not a curated record